CAUUCUGUAUGCUGACAUUGUGGGCUUCACCAGGCUGGCCAGUGACUGUUCUCCAGGUGAACUUGUGCAUAUGCUGAAUGAACUCUUUGGAAAGUUUGACCAGAUUGCAAAGGAAAACGAGUGUAUGCGAAUCAAGAUCCUGGGAGAUUGUUACUAUUGUGUCUCUGGUCUGCCUGAGUCGCUGCCUCACCACGCCAGGAACUGCGUGAAGAUGGGCUUGGAUAUGUGUGAGGCCAUCAAGAAGGUCCGUGAUGCCACUGGAGUCGAUAUCAACAUGCGUGUCGGUGUUCAUUCUGGGAAUGUCCUGUGUGGUGUGAUUGGCCUCCGGAAGUGGCAGUAUGAUGUGUGGUCACAUGAUGUAACGCUAGCCAAUCAUAUGGAGGCAGGAGGUGUGCCAGGGAGGGUCCACAUCUCUUCAGUGACGCUGGAGCAUUUGAAGGGCUCAUAUAAGGUGGAGCCUGGGGACGGGCAGAGCCGAGACUCCUACCUGAAAGAACAUGGAGUGGUCACCUUCCUGGUCAUCAACCCCAAGACUGAGAGGCACAGCCCUCUGUUGGGUGUGCGCUCCCGUCCCUCUCUGGACGGCGGGAAGAUGAGGGCGUCUGUCAGAAUGACGCGAUACCUGGAGUCCUGGGGCGCUGCCAAGCCCUUCGCCAACCUGCACCACAGAGACAGCAUGACCACAGAUAAUGGCAAGAUCAACACAACUGAUGUUCCAAUGGGGCAGUACCACUUCCAGAGAAGGGAAAGGUCCAAAUCUCAAAGGAGAAGGUUUGAGGAGGAACUAAAUGAGCGAAUGAUUCGCACCAUCGACGGCAUCAACUCGCAGAAACAGUGGCUGAAGUCUGAGGACAUCCAGAGGAUCUCAUUGUUCUUUCACAACAAAGCUCUGGAGAAAGAGUACAGAUCAACAACACUACCAGCCUUCAAGUACUAUAUCACCUGCGCCUGCCUCAUAUUCUGCUGUAUAUUCAUAGUGCAGGUCCUCGUCCUGCCCAAAACUGCUGUGCUGGGGAUCUCCUUUGGCCUGGCAUUCCUGCUGUUGGCUGUGAUCCUGCUCCUUUGCUUCGCUGGUCACAUACUGCAGGGAAGAAAGGGGUCCUUCUGCUCUCUAACCUGGUUCCCCACUUCCUCCCGCAUUAUUGUCACCAAUAAUCCCUGGCUGCGAUUGGUCCUCACCAUGACGACCACUGCUCUCAUACUGGUGAUGGCCGUCUUCAACAUGUUCUUCGUGGAGGAUCCUGGAGGAUCCACAGAGGACGACCUGACAACUACUCCACCUGUGAAUCUAAGUAAUGACAGCCUGUUCUUCCUGGAAGAAAACACAGGAGAAAACAAGUUCUAUCUGCCAUACUUCAUCUACUGCUGUAUACUGGGCCUGGUGUCGUGCUCAGUGUUCCUGAGGAUCAACUAUGAGCUGAAGAUGGUGGUGAUGCUGGUUGCCGUGGUGAUCUACAACAUCAUCAUCCUCCAGACACACGCCUCCCUGCUGGAUGCAUUUAGCAAAGCGCUGUACCCCACCGAUACACUGGAUAGACCAGGAGUGCUGAAGGAUCUAAAAACGAUGGGUUCUGUGUCUCUUUUCAUCUUCUUCAUCACCCUGCUGGUAUUAGCCAGGCAGAAUGAAUAUUACUGUAGGUUGGACUUCCUGUGGAGGGACAAGUUCAAGAGGGAGUGUGAGGAGAUUGAAACCAUGGAGAACCUCAACCGGGUUCUGCUGGAGAACGUCUUGCCUGCUCACGUCGCCGAACACUUCCUGGGACGCAACUGGAAAAAUGAG
This is a messenger RNA of Morone saxatilis (striped sea-bass), 1780 nucleotides long. Its product is annotated as adenylate cyclase type 2-like. Gene Ontology annotation, molecular function: adenylate cyclase activity. The record is from RefSeq and is a predicted model, not a curated record. NCBI's taxonomy places the organism in Eukaryota, Metazoa, Chordata, Actinopteri, Moronidae. Gene Ontology annotation, biological process: adenylate cyclase-activating G protein-coupled receptor signaling pathway; cAMP biosynthetic process; adenylate cyclase-inhibiting G protein-coupled receptor signaling pathway. Gene Ontology annotation, cellular component: plasma membrane.